AUGGGGGGUUGGGUUUCUAUUGCCAACACAAGCCUUGUCCAACCCACAUCACACGACCGAAAACAACGCAAAAAACGCACAAAACCACAAACCCAAAGAUUCAUACGGCCCGUUCGUGUCAUCAAAGGCACAUUUGGGAAAGACAUAUAUGACCGUUACAAAAUAGGAAAAGAACUCGGUAGGGGUGAGUUUGGGGUGUCAUACGAAUGUCAAGAUAUUACAACGGGCGAAAGAGUCGCAUGCAAGAAAAUAUCGAAGAGCAGGUUAAGGGCGGAAAUCGACGUUGAAGACGUGAGGAGAGAGGUGGCGAUCAUGAGGCAUAUGCCGUUGCAUCCUAAUAUUGUGACGUUUAAAGAUGUUUAUGAGGAUAAAGACGCGAUUUAUUUGGUUAUGGAGCUUUGUGAAGGUGGUGAGCUUUUUGAUCGGAUUGUUGCGAAAGGUCAUUACACGGAAAGAGCUGCCGCCCUUGUUAUCAAGACGAUUCUUGAAGUUGUCCAGACUUGCCACAAGCAUGGAGUUAUACAUCGUGAUUUGAAACCUGAAAAUUUCUUAUACGCUCAUAAAGGCGAACACGCACCUCUAAAGGCAAUCGACUUUGGUCUCUCUAUAUCCUUUGAGCCUGGCCAAAGAUUUAGAGACAUCGUCGGAAGCCCAUUUUACAUGGCCCCCGAAGUAUUAAAACGAAAUUACGGAGAACAAAUCGAUGUAUGGAGUGCCGGUGUCAUUCUUUACAUCUUGCUUUGUGGAGUUCCUCCAUUUUGGGCAGAAACUGAAGAGGGAAUUGCUCAAGCAAUAAUCAAGGGUGACAUAAACUUUAUAAGGGACCCUUGGCAAAGGGUCUCUGAAGAUGCGAAAACACUCAUAAAGGGCAUGCUUGACCAGAAUCCAGACGAUCGACUCACUGUUGAACAAGCCCUUGAGAAUCAAUGGAUUCAAAAUGCCCACAAGGUGUCCAACAUCCCAUUGGGAGAAAACAUAGGAUCAAGAAUUCAACAGUUCUCUUUGAUGAACAAAUUCAAAAAGAAAGUUAUUACAGUGGUUGCUGAAAACUUGCCAGAUGAACAAGUUGAUGGACUCAAGCAAAUGUUUGAUGAAAUGGACAAGGACAAGAACGGAUCACUAACGUUUGAAGAGUUUAAAGACGGUUUGUGUUUGAUCGGGGAUCAACCGCUUGAUGAUCCUGACGUUCGGAUGUUAAUGGAUGCUGCUGAUCUUGACGAAAACGGGGUACUAAACUGCGAGGAGUUUAUGAUGGUUGCGAUUCACUUGAAACGGAUUAGCAACGAUGAUCAUCUACAACAAGCAUUCCACCAUUUCGACAAGAAUCAAAAUGGGUACAUCGAGUUUGAAGAGUUGAAGGAGUCUUUGUUUGAAGACCAAAAUUCACACAACGAGAAGCUAGUUAACGAUAUCAUCCAUGAUGCCGACCUAGAUAAGGAUGGCCGGAUCAGUUACCCAGAGUUUGCGGCAAUGAUGACAACAGGGAUGGACUGGAGGAUGGAGUCUCGACAGUAUUCGAGAGUGAUGUUGAAUGCAAUUAGCGAUAAAAUGUUCAAAGAUCAAAUAUAAAAUAUAAACAAAGUUGAAUGAACUAUAGA
Messenger RNA from Helianthus annuus (common sunflower), 1598 nucleotides. RefSeq names its product calcium-dependent protein kinase 24. Gene Ontology annotation, cellular component: nucleus; cytoplasm. The record is from RefSeq and is a predicted model, not a curated record. The transcript is spliced from 8 exons. Lineage: Eukaryota; Viridiplantae; Streptophyta; Magnoliopsida; Asterales; Asteraceae. Gene Ontology annotation, biological process: intracellular signal transduction; protein autophosphorylation; peptidyl-serine phosphorylation. Gene Ontology annotation, molecular function: calcium-dependent protein serine/threonine kinase activity; calmodulin binding; calcium ion binding. Bases 1 to 1569 code for a protein of 522 amino acids.